Messenger RNA from Amborella trichopoda, 2621 nucleotides. Lineage: Eukaryota; Viridiplantae; Streptophyta; Magnoliopsida; Amborellales; Amborellaceae. The record is from RefSeq and is a predicted model, not a curated record.
UCUAAUUAUUUUUUAUUUUUUGUUUUUACAUGUCACGAUGUUGCUUCCAAAGCUGGAGAUUAAAUCAAGAGUACAGGUGCACUCUUCUACAAAUUUUGAAGUCUACAUGUGCACUCUUGCAGAGGGUUUACGUCAAGGGCGUGAUUCCCAGAUGUGCUCCCGCGGGAGCACAUGAUCUAUCGGCCACACUGUAAAAUGCAAACUGAUCCAUUCCCAAAAUCCUCGGCGAAUUUUUAGCGAGACCCAUUUCCAAAAUCCAACACGAAACAAUUCCACAUUCACUGAAUCAUGCUUAUUUUUUGAUUUUUGAAUCACCACUAUAUUCAAGGAAUUUAAAAGAAAAUAAAUGUAUUUUGACAUUCAAUCUAGAGCAUUUUCUUGUAGCUUCUGGUCCAUCUUCAGCCCUAGAAACCGUGGUGGAAGAUGCUUCACGAUCGGAUACAUGUAAGGAAAAUACCCCAAAUUGAUAAUCUUUGUAUUGCCCUUAUUGACCUUUUAUCUGUGAUGUGUUUCUUAUCUUUUGGAUCCAAUUAUAGUCCAAACUGUGACUCUGCUUGUAAUAUGAUUCUACUGUUUGUUAUUCUUUUAUUAAUGGCUGGUUAAGUUGCGAACUAUUCUUUACGACUUGAGCUCAGACAAUGGGUUUCUACAAGAAUUUGUAUUCCUUGUGCAACUUAGCUUCCAAGAUUACAAACAACUCCUUAAAAAACUCUACUCCAAAUUCAAUUUCCUUAAGAAACUUCACGAAAACCAUUCGAGAUUCAGAACAGUUGAAAACCCAAUUCAAAGAUGGUCUAAAUGGCUUCAGUUCAGCUCAAGCAACUCUAUGGAGGAGAAGUUCAAAUGGGUUUGCGAUUUCUUCUCUGGUUCGAUCCAACUGGAGUGUUACAGGGAGCCAGCGAAGUGGGUUUCUAUCUAAUAAGAUGAGCAUGCGGUUCUAUCAUGUGGAUAGAUAUCAGGUGAGGCAUUUCAGGCCCAGGGGUCCUCGACGCUGGUUUCAAAAUCCUAGAGUGGUUCUAGUUGUGUUCUUGGUUGGUUCAGGAGCCGUGAUCACUGUUUAUCUGGGCAAUGUGGAGACAAUUCCUUACACUCAUCGGAAACAUUUCGUUAUCUUGUCCCAUGAAUUCGAGAGGAAGCUUGGAGAGAAGGAGUUUGAGAAUUUGAAAGCAUCUCUAAAGAAGAAGAUCUUGCCUGCAAUUCACCCAGACAGCGUGAGGGUGAGGUUAAUAGCGAAGGAUAUAAUCGAUGCCUUACGGAGGGGAAUAAGGCAGGAACAAGCGUGGAGUGAUUUGCAAUAUUCAGAUCAGAGACUGGGUAUGCAUGAUUCUCAUGGGAGUGAAGAGACUUUGGCAGCUGUAAUUAGUGAUAAGGAAGACUUGAAAGAUAAGGUGGGUUACGAAGAUGAGAUUUUGGAUGAUAAGUGGGUUGAGAAGAGUCGAAAGGCAGGUCAGGCUCGUGGUUCUCAUCCUACAACAAGUCACUUGGACAGUUUUAAUUGGGAAGUAAUAGUGGUUGACGAUCCCAUGGUGAACGCCUUUUGCCUUCCUGGUGGAAAAAUAGUUGUUUUUACUGGGUUGCUUCGCCAUUUCAGGUCCGAUGCCGAGAUAGCAACUGUGCUAGGCCAUGAGGUUGGACAUGCUGUAGCAAGACAUGUCGUAGAAAUGAUUACAAAAAAUAUGUGGUUAGUUAUUCUUCAGCUGGUUCUUCUCCAAUUCAUUUGGAUGCCUGAUCUUGUCAGCACAAUGUCGCAUCUACUGCUUAGACUUCCUUUCUCUCGGAGCAUGGAGAUCGAGGCUGACCACAUAGGGUUGCUGCUGUUAGCUUCAGCUGGUUACGAUCCUCGUGUGGCUCCUACUGUAUACGAAAAGCUUGGACAAUUACAUGGUGAAUCGGCAUUGAGGGAUUAUCUCUCUACCCAUCCAUCUGGUAAGAAGAGAGCAGAGCUACUGAGGCAAGCCCAGGUUAUGGAAGAAGCACUUAGAAUAUAUCAGGAUGUGAUUACUGGACGUGGGGUUGAAGGCUUCUUAUGAGCUAGUCCAGCUAUAUUUUACGCGUAGAUUGCAGAGUGUGGAGCUUUUUAUACAUGGAUUGAGACUAUUUCUAGUUAUGAACUGAUAGAAAUUGGAUUGCGCCCAUCUCCCUCUGUCUCUCUCUCAAAAUGGCGAUGGGAUUUCUACCAAGACAGUGACAACAUUGUUUAUAGUCGACGAUUUGCAGCAUUGGAAUCAUUCCAGGAUAUAUUUGCAGGUUCACAUGCAAGGAUUGGGUAUUCCAGAGGCAGAGGAACUGACCGAAUUCAACGGUGUUGCCAUGGAGAAUUGUAUAUUUUGUUUUGUGAUUUUAGUGGUACACAUAUACAAGGGCCUGAAUUUUCAUAGGGUGGCAGUCGGCCGGGCUGCCCGGUGAAAUUAGGGUCUGAGAGACAAAAUCUGUUCUGAGGGCCGGGCCUAGGCCUGCCAAGUCAGGCGCCUGGUGCUUAUUUUGUUAUCUUUUUUCUUUCUUUUUUUAAAAAAAAGUUUACCCAGGGGAACAGGGCCGGGGUAGGACCAGGACUGACCCAGCCCGUUGCCAGCCCUAAAUUUUCAUACAUCAAUGAGAUUGCUUGGUUUUACAUGGUUGCA